Messenger RNA from Trichogramma pretiosum, 1774 nucleotides. It is a transcript of the gene Tat, whose product is annotated as tyrosine aminotransferase. The coding region runs from base 280 to 1566 and encodes 428 amino acids. Gene Ontology annotation, molecular function: pyridoxal phosphate binding; L-tyrosine:2-oxoglutarate transaminase activity. The transcript has 11 exons. NCBI's taxonomy places the organism in Eukaryota, Metazoa, Arthropoda, Insecta, Hymenoptera, Trichogrammatidae. Gene Ontology annotation, biological process: biosynthetic process; aromatic amino acid metabolic process. The record is from RefSeq and is a predicted model, not a curated record.
UCGUCCUCCAGCUUUCUUGUCUCGACUUGUUACAAGUAUCUGCAGAAACUCAUAAGAAUCAAUUCAGUCAAAACUGAAUUUUUACUUCGUACCCCAACAAUAUAUUUUACUAAUUUAAAAAUCCGCCCAAUUAGUCAAUUAACAGUGUAGAAAAAAGGUUAAUGAUUAAUCACUUUGUUACAUGAAGUGAUACAUUAAAAGUGGUAAUUAAAAAAUUAUGCGCUAAAGUUUUUAUUAAUUGUGCUAUUAUUUCAUCCAAUACUUAAGCUAUUUACAAUCAUGUCUAAAAAUUCUCGAAAAAAUUUUCGAAACAACUGGAAUGUUGAAGCAUCCCUCAUUGCAAAAAGGACGCACAAUCCAAUAAGAUCUAUCGUGGAAAAUAUUGUAGUCGAGCCUAAUCCAGAUAAACAACUCAUUGCUUUAUCAAUCGGUGAUCCAACCACAUUCGGAAACUUGAAGCCACCAAAAGAAGUGAUAAAAGCUGUACAUGAAAGUAUUGAUUCACAAUUAUAUAAUGGGUAUGCCCCAAGCACAGGUUAUAAAGAGGCAAGACAAGCCGUGGCUGAAUACAGUUCAAAUGAAUUUACUAAUGUCCAAUUCAAAGACGUAGUAUUGUGUAGCGGUUGUUCAAGUGCCCUCGACCUAUGUAUUACAGCGUUGGCAAGAGAAGGUCAAAAUAUUAUUAUACCUAGACCAGGAUUUUCAAUUUAUCGCACACUAGCAGAAGGAUUGGGCAUAACCGUUAAGUCAUACAACCUUCAACCUGAAUUUGGAUGGGAGAUAGAUCUCAAUGACUUGGAAGCUCAGAUUGAUGAAUCCACGGCAGCUAUAAUUAUUAACAAUCCUUCAAAUCCUUGCGGUUCUGUAUUUAGUCGUGAUCAUUUAUUGGAUAUUCUUCAAGUUGCAGCUAAAUACUACGUUCCAAUAAUCGCAGAUGAAAUUUACGAACACAUGGUUUUUCCAGGAAAAAUAUUUUGUUCCUUGGCAUCUGUGUCUACUGAAGUUCCAAUAUUAUCUUGCAGUGGCUUAACAAAGAGAUUUUUAGUACCUGGUUGGAGAAUGGGCUGGAUAAUUAUACACGAUCGACAUCAUAUUUUAAACGAAGAAAUACGUAACGCUUUAAAUUGCCUGAGUCAAAGAAUAAUUGGAAGUAACACCAUUGUCCAAGGAGCGCUCGCACAAAUAUUGAAAAAUACUCCGCAACAAUUUUUUGAAGACGUUAUAUUAACUUUAAACACUCAUGCUUUAUUAGCUUAUGAACUACUUUCGAAAAUUUCCGGGCUCAAACCUAUCAUGCCGGAUGGGGCGAUGUACAUGAUGGUUCAUAUCGAUCUACCCAGCUUUCCAGAGUUUGAUUCUGAGCUUCAAUUUGUAAAAACAUUACUAGCCGAAGAAUCAGUUUUCUGCUUACCAGGACAAUGUUUCGAUUAUCCAUCGUAUAUGAGAUUAGUAAUCACAAUACCCAAACAUUUAUUGGAAGAAGCUUGCCUUCGCAUAAAUGAAUUUUGUUAUAGACACCAUGCCAAAAAUUUAAAUAAUAUAAAUAAUUCUGUCAUAGUUAAUUGAGUUAAGGACAUUGAAUUCGAUUCAAAAUGUUUCGUAAACUAAAUGAUUUUAUGAAGGAGGAAUAUACUUUCAAAGCUGUAAACUUGUGAGAAUAUAAAAUAAGUUAUAGUCUGUAAAAAAAUUCUCUUCAAUUAGAUUUUAUAGCACCUAUAAACAUAAAAUACGUACUUUUAUAAAAAAAAAAAACCGUUAAAAAUACAUAUCAACA